Messenger RNA from Erigeron canadensis, 1706 nucleotides. RefSeq lists its product as uncharacterized. The record is from RefSeq and is a predicted model, not a curated record. The transcript is spliced from 3 exons. Bases 64 to 1461 code for a protein of 465 amino acids. NCBI's taxonomy places the organism in Eukaryota, Viridiplantae, Streptophyta, Magnoliopsida, Asterales, Asteraceae.
UCAGGGUUUUGACUUCUAUUCCAUUUCUAUAUACUACUAGUAUUUCUUAAAUUUUGAGUAAUAAUGAAUUUAGAGGAUGAAGUGGUGUCAGGAAUGGAGACUGAGAGUUACUCUUCAGUGAAAUUAAAGUGUCAGAAUGCUUUGAAUAAGACAAGGAGUGGAAAACAUCAAGUAGCCUUGAAUUUAAUGAAGGAUUUGCCGGCGAAACACGCGGAUGAUCGUGCAAGUUUAGCGUUGAUAUAUCGAGUGAACGGGACUAUGUCUGUUGAGUUCGCAAAGACUAUGGAUGAUCCGAAUGAUAAACAGAGCUGUUUGAAGAAUGGGCUUGUGUGGGCAAAAAAGGCGGCGGAGUCAUCUCCGUGUUCGGUUGAGUUUGCGUGUUUCUAUGCGAGUUUAUUGUAUGAGACAGCGACUAAAGUGAAGGAGUAUGAGGAGACGAUUCGUGAGUGUGAUCGGGCGUUAGCGAUCAAGGAUCCGAUUGAUCCUGGGAAGGAAAGUCUGAAAAAGGAGACUGAUCAGUUGAAACCGGAAGGGAGAAUAAUUGAGGAUGUGCGUAACGAGUUAAGCGCGUUACGUGAGAAGGCUAAUACGGAGCUAAGAAUUAAGAAAGAAGAACGAAAGAAACAGAAACAAAAAACACCGGCAACUUCACUCUCUACGGGCAGGAAAAAGUCAACGGUCGCUACUAGCUCCAGACCGGCCGUUAACAGUGACGAUAAGGUUAGUUCACCAUCUACGGAACUUAAUUUGAGUAAUAUUAUGAGGUUGAAUGAUUUGAAUUCAAAGAAUGAUGUACAAGAGAAAUUAGAUCCAGAAAGUAUUGAAGUGAUGUUAGGUAUGGAAUCCCCUAGUUACCUUGCUGUGAAAUCAGAGUGUAAGGAGGCUUUAAAGUUUAAGCGUGGAAAUUUUCAUAAAGCGAUCAAGUUAAUGAAUGAUUUGGGUGCGAGAAUCGAAGAUGAUCGUGCGAGUUUAGCGUUGAUAUGUCGAGUGCAAGGGACUGUUUUGAGUCAAAUUACAGUUGAUCUGACUAGUAUACAUUGGAAAAAUGCGGCUGAAUUUGCAAAAAAGGCGACGGUGUUGUCACCUUGCUCUGUUGAGUUUGGGUAUUUUUAUGCGAAUUUAUUGUAUGAGAUGGCGACUGAAGAAAAGGAGUUUGAGGAGUCGGUGCGUGAGUGUGAUCGUGCCUUAGCGAUUAAGAAUCCUAUUGAUCCUGGUAAGGAGAUUUUCCAGGAGGUGACUGGGUAUAACAUUUCUACACCAGAAGGAAGGAUUGAGCAUGUGCGUAAUAAGCUACGGGGGGUACGUGAUACAAUUGAUAGACUUUAUCUAAAGAAGAAGAAGAUUGAAGCUGAAGUGGCUGGACUAAACGAAAGCAGUACUGGCUUACUUGAUGCAGGAAUGGCGAGUUUCUUCCCUCCCUACAGGAAUUUUUGGGAGUACGUUCAAGAUUCGAGAUAUUAAUGGAUCGGAGCAAUACCCGGGCUUGAUUGAAGAUGUUUGAAUUAUUUUGGAUAUCUGUACGAACAUGUUGAUGAAUUGAACAAUAUUGUUUUACUAUGUGUUUUGGAGUGUUUUUUUUUGAAUAUUUUCAAGCUUAAUGUAAUAUGUGUAUUAGUGUAUAAGCAUUUUAUGCCAGCCUUACAUUUUGAAUAUUUUUCAUGGCUAUAGUGUUUUAUGAGACAUCCAAGCAUAGUAAGUUUUAAGCA